CCUCUUUUUCGAGGUUCCAUUCCCUUUCCUCACUUUUUUUCUUGCUGCCGUUUCUCUCUCCGUUCUAAAAAUUGAUUCAAUUUUCUCGCUCUUCCGUAAAAGGGCAAGAAUCCCAUUAGCAUUUUCCCAGAGUUCCCGAUCUUUCUUCGAAAACUUCGUUUGAUGCUGUGCUGAGAACCGUCGAUUUCUUGAAACUAGGGUUAGGGGUUUGUCGGACGCGAAUUGGGGUUUUUUGACUAGGGCUCCUUCUUUAACCCGUUCUCAGGUACCGAGGCUUGUUGGAUUCGACGUUUCUGGGGACUAAGCAAGUUAACGCGUCCACGAUUGAUGGAGAAAUGAGAUCGGAUCGGCAGUGGAAUGGCCGAACCUCUCCCUCUCUUCUUCUUUGGAAUCUCGAAUGAUCUCGUUGCUCAUUGAUGGGGUUUUCGGUUGUUAUUGAUAAUUCGAACGACUUGCUUGCUAUGAGGAAGCCGUUCUCUUCGACGCAAUGCUGCUAGAGGAAUUGCAUGUGAUAUAGAGGAGUCCCGAUCUUUGUGGACUUCUCUGGGGCAAUUAUUUGUUUGGUAUUUGCCACUAAGAGGGUUAUAAAUGGGUCCGAUUUACUACAUUUUGGUGGCGUUUCCUUGUGCGAUUGGGGCAGUUGUAUUGGCGGUCUCGCACAUAUACAGACACCUGUUGAAUUACACAGAGCCUACGUACCAACGUUACAUUGUUCGCAUCAUCUUCAUGGUUCCGGUUUAUGCAUUGAUGUCCUUUAUGUCCCUUGUGCGCAAUGACAAGUCUAUUUAUUUUAACUCAAUUCGAGAAAUGUAUGAAGCAUGGGUCAUUUACAAUUUCCUUUCACUUUGCCUUGCAUGGGUGGGAGGCCCCGGUGCUGUUGUAUUGAGUUUAAAUGGUAGAGUUUUGAAACCAUCGUGGUGUCUCAUGACAUGCUGCUUUCCUGCCAUACCUCUUGAUGGCCGCUUUAUUCGGAGGUGCAAACAAGGUGCUCUGCAGUUUGUGAUCCUUAAGCCUAUCUUGGUGACAGUUACUUUUGUGCUCUAUGCUAGAGGAAAAUAUGAAGAUGGAAAUUUUGGUGCAAAGCAAGCAUACCUGUACCUGACAAUUGUUUACACAAUCUCUUAUUCAAUGGCAUUGUAUGCAUUGGCUUUGUUCUACAUGGCAUGUAGAGAUCUACUUCGGCCAUUCAACCCUGUCCCAAAGUUUAUCUUGAUCAAGUCGGUUGUUUUCCUGACCUAUUGGCAGGGUGUUAUGGUCUUUCUAGCUGCCAAGUCUCGUUUCAUAAAGACUGCUGAAGAAGCUGCUGAUUUUCAAAAUUUCCUCAUCUGUGUUGAGAUGCUUGUUGCUGCAGUGGGGCACCUCUAUGCAUUUCCUUAUAAAGAAUAUGCUGGUGCAAAUAUUGGUGCUUCAGGUGGACUAACUACAAACUUGACUCAUGCCUUGAAGGUUAAUGAUUUCUAUCAUGACACGGUCCAUCAGUUUGCACCUACAUAUCACGAUUAUGUGCUUUACAAGAAUGAAGGCGAUGAAGGAGCAACUAAGUACCGCUCACGCACAUUUGUGCCAACGGGCCACGAGAUGGACGCUGUAAGGAGGAAUAAAAAUAUUUUUGGUAACAAUAAAAUUGAUGACAUACAGCUUUGCAGCAUUUCCUCCUCUGAGGCUGAUACCCCUGAAGAACUUGCUGCCACUCAGAAGAAAUCAAUAGAUCCAGAAACAGUGAAAUCGUUGUCACUACUAGACUCUUCAAGUUCGUAUGUCGAGCCUUAUGAUCUUGCACUCAUAGAUCUGGACUUGACUAGCUUCCCUUCAGAGGUGCCUGCAGUCGAAGAUUCUGAUCAACGGUAACACUAUUGGAGGCUGGUAUUUGACGGGCUCGUUUUGGAUAUAUGAAUGUCAUGUCUCAGGCAAUGCAGAAAUGUACAGGAUGACAGAAGUGAACUCAGUGUUGUUGCUUUCUUUUGUUCCGUCUCCGUUAUGCCUGAGAUUGUAUACUUUUCUUUUUUUUCUUGUCUAGCGUCGUUGUAUCUAGCAUUUGCUCAUUAUUUGAUUCUUAA
Molecule: messenger RNA, 2057 nt
Organism: Nymphaea colorata (pocket water lily)
Lineage: Eukaryota; Viridiplantae; Streptophyta; Magnoliopsida; Nymphaeales; Nymphaeaceae
Exons: 7
Coding region: 589-1848 (419 amino acids)
Biological process (GO): transport
Molecular function (GO): transporter activity
Source: RefSeq, a predicted model, not a curated record